AUGGAUCUUACGCUUGUCAUUAAGGUCCUAGGACGUCGCAUAUCUUACAACGUCCUCCAUAACCGUAUUUUCAACAUAUGGCAGACUACACAUCCAAUAAAGCUUAUGGACAUCGAGAAUGUUUUUUUUGUGAAAUUCAGCGCAAAGAGAGACUACCUUAAAGUGCUAACGGAGGGCCCUUGGUCCAUCUUCGGUCACUACAUUUCAGUCGAACCGUGGUCUCCCGAUUUUCAACCCUCCCAGUCGGUUCCAAGUCGUAUUAUGGCAUGGGUUCGAUUACCUUUUUUGCCAGCUGUCCUAUACAAAAGAAGUCUCAUUGAAGCUAUAGGGAACCAGAUUGGCUUGGUCAUCAAAAUUGAUUAUCAAACCAAUAACAGCUGCCGUGGACGUUUCGCUCGCAUGGCCAUCAAUAUCAAUCUCAAGAAGCCCCUCUUCUCGAAAGCCAACACAAACUUGCAAGAAUCUGAGGCUGUCACGGUGUCUGAUCCUCCGAGACCGGAGAACGUCAUCCCUGAAGAACUCUACGGGCCCUGGAUGCUCGUUAAACAUAGACAAGAAAGGAAACCGUGCCAAAACAUAUCUCCAACAGCUGCAAUUAAGGAGGUUACCAUUUCUAAUUCCAAAUUCAACCCCAUUUUUGAAGCUGAUCACGAUACUCUCUCUGAUCCCACCCCAGGAAACCAAGCCGCAAUUGAUGUCACUAUUCGUGCCACUCAUCAAGCCAUUACUUCCAAUCAAAACAUGCCUUCCAACGAUUCCAACACCGUUAAUAAUUCCCUCCCUAAACCUUCUGCCUCUAAAGCUAAAAAUAAGGGGAAAACACAAGUUUCCUUACGUAAACCUCCAACUUUCGCUCCACCUCAAAAACCUUCUGGGCAUGCCUCUAGCUCCAACUCGGCAGCUGCCAUCACCUUGCUUUCAAACCAUCGAUCCUCUUCUCUUAAGCCUUAUGCUCCUGUUAACCCUAAACUGCCUUCCAUUCAUCGCAGUUCUUCUUUACCUCAGCUUCCUCAUAGCUCUCCUAACAUUUUGGACCCUUCGAAACAUGUUGCUAUUACCCUCAACGAUAGUGCCAACCCGCCCUUGCCUUUGGAAGUUACUACAGGUUCUUCUGCUCUUCGUUCCUCCAAUCGGUUAAAUAGUGUAGAAGCUUCGGUUGAUGGCCCCCAGGCCAUGGUUGAAUAA
This is a messenger RNA of Hibiscus syriacus, 1185 nucleotides long. RefSeq lists its product as uncharacterized. Bases 1 to 1185 code for a protein of 394 amino acids. The record is from RefSeq and is a predicted model, not a curated record. The transcript has 2 exons. NCBI's taxonomy places the organism in Eukaryota, Viridiplantae, Streptophyta, Magnoliopsida, Malvales, Malvaceae.